Molecule: messenger RNA, 2773 nt
Organism: Pseudoliparis swirei
Lineage: Eukaryota; Metazoa; Chordata; Actinopteri; Perciformes; Liparidae
Gene: rpe65a
Product: retinoid isomerohydrolase RPE65 a
Exons: 14
Coding region: 263-1858 (531 amino acids)
Biological process (GO): zeaxanthin biosynthetic process; retinal metabolic process
Molecular function (GO): all-trans-retinyl-ester hydrolase, 11-cis retinol forming activity; beta-carotene 15,15'-dioxygenase activity; retinol isomerase activity
Source: RefSeq, a predicted model, not a curated record
CUCAAUGCACAACAAUGGGGAAAAGAAAUAAUCACAUGUACAAUUGCAACACAUUUGCCAAUUCUGCGCGAUAGAUAUUUGCACAAUGAGAUUCUUGUUCACGGUGCGACGUGAUUGGCCGGGAGAAAAGUUCACGACGCAGAUUUCCAGUGACCGUGAGGGGGACCGGACGAAUAAAUCCCCCAAAUCCCCCGGGAGAGAGACGUGAACAGAGGUUUUCCUAAAGAGUUUGCUUUGUGUGGUGACACAACAAGAAGGAAACAUGGUCAGCCGAUUUGAACACCCAGCUGGCGGCUACAAGAAGAUGUUUGAGACAUGUGAGGAGCUGGCUGAGCCGAUUCCAGCGACAAUCAUAGGUAGGAUUCCUUCCUUCCUGAGGGGAAGCCUUCUCCGUCUAGGACCGGGGCUUUUUGAGGUCGGAGAUGAACCCUUCUAUCACCUCUUCGAUGGCCAGGCCCUCAUUCACAAAUUCGACUUCAAGAACGGCCAGGUCACCUACUUCCGGAAGUUUGUCAAAACCGAUGCCUACGUGAGAGCCAUCACGGAGAAACGCGUGGUGAUCACAGAGUUCGGCACCUUUGCGUACCCCGAUCCCUGCAAAAACAUCUUCUCCAGGUUCUUCUCUUACUUCAAGGGCGUUGAGGUCACAGACAACUGCCUGGUGAACAUUUUCCCCAUCGGUGAGGAUUUCUACGCCGUCACAGAAACCAACUUCAUCACCAAAGUAAACCCGGAUACCUUGGAGACGCUGAAGAAGGUGGACAUUUGUAACUACGUCAACAUCAACGGGAUGACGGCCCACCCUCACAUUGAGAACGAUGGCACGGUGUAUAACAUUGGGAACUGCAUGGGCAAGGGAGCGUCGCUGGCCUACAGCAUCGUCAAGAUUCCACCCACACAGAAAGAUAAGUCUGAUCCCAUUGAGAAGACCAAGGUGGUGGUGCAGAUCCCCAGUGCUGAGAGGUUCAAGCCCUCCUAUGUGCACAGCUUCGGCAUGUCGGAGAACUACUUUGUCUUCGUGGAGACGCCGGUGAAGAUCAACCUGCUGAAAUUCCUGAGUGCCUGGAGCAUCCGAGGCUCCAACUACAUGGACUGCUUUGAGUCCAACGAGAACCAAGGGACCUUGUUUCACAUCGCCGCCAAAGAACCCGCAGAGUACAUCAACCACAAGUUCAAAGGGGCGGCCAUCGGCAUGUUCCAUCACAUCAACACCUACGAGGACGACGGCUUCAUCGUUGUCGACCUCUGCGGAUGGAAAGGUUUCGAGUUUGUUUACAACUACCUCUGGAUGGCCAACAUGAGAGCCAACUGGGAGGAGGUGAAGAAGGCGGCCAUGAUGGCGCCGCAGCCCGAGGUCCGCCGAUACGUCAUUCCCCUGGACGUCAACAAGGAAGAGCAGGGGAAGAACCUGGUCGGCCUGCCGUACACCACGGCCACGGCCACCAUGCACGCCGACGGGACCGUCUGGCUGGAGCCGGAGGUGCUCUUCUCCGGGCCUCGCCAAGCUUUCGAGUUCCCUCAGAUCAACUACCAAAAGUACGCGGGGAAGAAUUACACUUACGCCUACGGCCUCGGGCUCAACCACUUCAUCCCGGACCGGAUCGUGAAGCUCAACGUGAAGACCAAGGAGACCUGGGUGUGGCAAGAGCCAGACUCCUACCCCUCAGAGCCCGUCUUCGUCCAGACUCCCGAUGGCAUCGAUGAAGACGACGGAGUGCUGCUGACCAUCGUGGUGGCUCCGGGCUCUCAGAGGCCGGGGUACCUCCUCAUCCUCAACGCCAAGGACCUGUCGGAGAUCGCCAGAGCGGAAGUGGAGUGCACCUUGCCCGUCACUUUUCACGGGAUGUACAAACCCUAACGGGGCUUUUUCUCAGGGGGUCAACAGCACAAACGGGAUAAACUAGAACGGGCACUCGGUAGAGCGCAUACCUUCGCAUAUCACAAGAUUGGGCAUUGAAUUAUGAACAUUUUGCCAUUAGUUUCAUGGCAAUUGGAUAUAAAUUGACCGCACUAUGAUAAAAAGAAGUUUUUGACCUUUUCAUGACCUUGACCUUUAACCCGAUCGAUCCCAAAAUCUAAUCAAAUGGUCCCUGGAUAAUAACCAAUCAUCCCACCAAAUUUCAUGCGAUUCGGUUUAAUACUUUUUUAGUUAUGCGAGUAACACGCAUACAAAUAAAUAAAUAAAUACACGCCGAUCAAAACAUUACCUUCCGCAUUUUCAAUGCGAAGGUAAUAACUAGAACGGGCACUCGGUAGAGCGCAUACCUUCACAUAUCACAAGAUUGGGCAUUGAAUGAUGAACAUUUUGGCAUUAGUUGCAUGCCAAUUGGAUAACAAUUGACCGUGCUAUGGUAAAAAGAAGAUUUUGACCUAUCCAUGACCUUGACCUUGCCCUUUGACCUGAUUGAUCCCAAAAUCUAAUCAAAUGGUCCCCGGAUAAUAACCAAUCAUCCCACCAAAUUUCAUGCGAUUCAAGAAGAUGUUGACCUUUUCAUGACCUUGACCUUUGACCCGAUCGAUCCCAAAAUCUAAUCAAAUGGUCCCCGGAUAAUAACCAAUCAUCCCACCAAAUUUCAUGCGAUUCGGUUUAAAACUUUUUUUGUUAUGCGAAUAACACACAUACAAAUAAAUAAAUAUAUAAAUAAAUAAAUACACGCCGAUCAAAACAUAACCUUCCGCAUUUUCAAUGCGAAGGUAAUAAUGAGCAGAUGGUUGUAUGUUCUCAUUUGCAGUUGACUUGGGGUUGUUAAAUAAAAUAUAUUAUGGGAAUUGA